AUGUGCGCCGACAGAACUCCUUCGCCGCACGAAGAUGAUGACAGCAUCAUUGAACCUGAUGACUUCGAUGACAACGACUCCACUUAUCCCGACUCGCUGGAUGAUGCCAGUUAUACUUCCAGUCUCGCCUCGAGUGCUAUGAAUUAUGCCUAUGAGGUAUUUCUAGGUUUCCCGAACCCGAUUGCCGCAUCCUCAUCUCUGACCAAUUUCGCCUCGCCCUCAGAACGGUCGCAGAUAUCAUUCCUACCAUGA
Aspergillus saccharolyticus JOP 1030-1 is the source of this 252-nucleotide messenger RNA. RefSeq lists its product as uncharacterized. The record is from RefSeq and is a predicted model, not a curated record. The transcript is spliced from 4 exons. Lineage: Eukaryota; Fungi; Ascomycota; Eurotiomycetes; Eurotiales; Aspergillaceae. The coding region runs from base 1 to 252 and encodes 83 amino acids.